UAUUUGACCACGUCAAAAUCCGGGAGACAACUUUACUUUUAUGGGGUCUUUGUGGACCUAGAAAGCCUUUGCAUAGGUUUUCAUGAAUAAACAUAUACAAAUAGCAGUGGUGAUGGUCAUCAGAUUUAUUAGAAGAGGGAAAGCAAUCAAUUUAACAACAACUCCCCACCUCUACGCACAUAUACUUCUCCUUUUUUCCGUUUGUCUUAACUUCGUUCUCGAUUAUACAGUGCCAAGAAAAAUAAAGAAGGAUCCAAGACACGAACUACUGAGCUAGUUUCAAAUUAAGCAAGCGGCUCCUCCUAAGAACACCAGGAUAUGAUGGACACUAUAAAAUCCUUCAAAGGCUACGGCAAGAUAGACGAACCGGAAGAGCGUGAAUUCCGCAGGGAGACUCGUAAGCGUCUGAUCAUCAUUGCCGUCUCGGCUUUCAUCCUUGUUAUCAUCAUCGUCGCUUUUGUGGUCGGCUCAACGACACAUAAGGAUGAGAAGAACGAUAGCGACAAGUCUAUGUCUAUCCCUUCGACGAUUUCCGUGGGAGACUCCAUCAAAACCGUCUGCAACGUCACUCUUUACCCCAAAUCCUGCAUAUCCAGCAUCUCUUCCCUUAAACUCGAACAGAAAACCACAGACCCGGAAGAGAUCUUCAAGCUGUCUCUGCAAGUGGCCUUCAACGAGCUCUCUAAUCUCUCUUCUCUGCCCCAGAAGCUAAUCGCCAAGGUAAACAACGAUCCAGCUCUGGUGGCGGCGCUGCAGGAUUGCCAGAUCCAAUUCGAAGAAGCCGUCGAUCAAAUCAACUCGUCCAUCUCCUCGAUGCAGGUAGGGCAGAGGGAGAAAUUGUUGACGGAUUCGAAGAUAACCAACCUCAGGACGUGGCUCAGCUCCGCCAUCACAUACGAACAAACCUGUUUGGACGGCUUGGAGGAGUUGAACUCCAGCAGCAGCAAGGCAGUGUUGGAAGAAAUGAAGGCAGCGAUGAGGAUUUCGAUGGAGUUGACGAGUAACAGCUUGGCCAUCGUGUCUAAGAUGCAGACCCUUCUAGACAAAUUUAACACCCCGAUUCACCGGAAGCUACUUGGUUUGGUUGCAGUUGCGGUGGUUGAUUCCUAGUUCCCUCAGUGCAUCCAAAAAAGAAAGGAAAAUAAGCGGUGAAGAUCGGGGCUGGGCGCAGUGCGGAGAAAAAGCGAGUCUAGAUUUGUGAAUUGUAAAUACAUGAAGGAGUGAAGGAGAACACGGAGAAGGGGGAAGUAGACAACUUUGAUUAGUUUACGGUGACGGGAAGGAAGAGUGUGUCCGGCAUCGGAGACUCGAUUGAGUUGAACGUCAAAGGUGGGGCCCCUACCACGUUCUCCACCGCAACAUUUGGUAAGCCCAUACGUAACGUAACAAACCACUUGUCUUUGACUUUUCUCUCUUUUGAGUUAUUUCAGUGGAACAAUGUCAGCUGGCAGAUUUAUCCCAAUAUAUUUUGCUGAUCUAUUUAGCCGUGA
Molecule: messenger RNA, 1490 nt
Organism: Nelumbo nucifera (sacred lotus)
Lineage: Eukaryota; Viridiplantae; Streptophyta; Magnoliopsida; Proteales; Nelumbonaceae
Source: RefSeq, a predicted model, not a curated record